Molecule: messenger RNA, 246 nt
Organism: Tremella mesenterica DSM 1558
Lineage: Eukaryota; Fungi; Basidiomycota; Tremellomycetes; Tremellales; Tremellaceae
Exons: 3
Biological process (GO): attachment of spindle microtubules to kinetochore
Cellular component (GO): DASH complex; mitotic spindle
Source: RefSeq, a predicted model, not a curated record
AUCCACUUUGACAGUGCAAACCCCAAUAUGGAGAACCCACAUGAGGCAGAGCAGGCCGUUUUAUUGGAACGUAUCAUCAAGAAUGUAGAUAAAUGCAACGAGGCUGUUCUUGAGAUGAACCACUGCAUAAAGGAGUUUCUCGAGUCUUCUACAUCUACCCAUGUCGCCGCUCAACUUUUUGCCAAUUAUUCGCGGAAUGUCAAUUACAAUCUCGAAGCCCUCGGUAACAUGCCAAAGCCCGUGUAG